CCAACCGCUACACUUAUCUUAUAGUAAUUUUGUUAGAUCCACUAGAUUCGUCUAAUAAUUUUAGAAAAAUAUUCACAAAAAUACUUAUAACGAGCAAUAUAUUUUAUAAAUCCAUAACAAUAAUUUUUUAAAAUUUUAAUAGAUUAAAACAAACCAAGACUUUGUUCAAUAAAUUAAAUACCAUCAGAGAAAGUUUCAUUAAUUAAUUAAUUGCAUAAAAUCGUUGUCUCGUUGACGGGUAAAUCUCGACCCUACAACGUUAACAAGGGUCAGACUUUGAACCAAUAAAUAGGUAGCACCCAUCAAACAAAUUAAACAAUCAUUUCCAUUUCACCCGACCCGACCCGACUUUUCCCUUUUCGUUUUCCUCUUUUCGAAAGCUCGUGGCUCGUCCACCAAGAAAUAACAGAAUUUUUUUCUUUAAUUUUUUAUUUAGUUACAGUUGAUUGGUUGUUGAAUUUUUUCUGAGGGAAAUUGGAAAUUCGGUUGAAGAAAUUAGCUUUGAAUUGGAAAUUCAAUCCUUACUUUCUGAAGGGCGUCGCGUGAUUGUCACGAGCUCCUCCUCUCUUCUCCAUUUUUUUUUCUUCAUUCGAAUCUCUCUUCGUAAAUUAUGGCUCUCGACACUGUAAUAACAUCACCUCAUAGGAGGACUCAGUCACAGAGUGUAUUUGCUCCCGCAACACUAAAGAGACAGUAUUCCACACGAGUUGCCGGCGAAUUCGGAAGCUUUUCAACGCUCGUUCAGCGGCAUAGGUUCCUUCUGACAGCUCUUUCUCUGCUUGCGUUUCUAUGCAUAAUCUAUCUCUACUUUGCUGUCACCCUUGGAGGGAGCGACACCUGUUCCGAAUUUACGGGCGUCCAACGAGCAUCUUGUCAACUCCAGCUGGCUAAAGCAUCCAUUGCCAAGGGAAAACUAAAGGUCUUCUAGUAACAAUUUGUCGACUUUAUAGUUGAUUCGUUUCUUUGGGCCUACUUUAUGAAAUAUCUUUAGGUUAUAUUCUUCUUUAACAAGCUCGAUUCGUUAUCGGGUCUAUGUGGAAGUUUUUUUUUUUUUUUUUUUUUUAAUUUUAUAUUUUGUUCUCCUUUUGAGCAGAACAGAUUUAUAGCAGCCAUGAAAAUGAAUUAAUCAAUCUCAAGUGUAGAAUAUCAGUAUAUGUAAGUAUGAAUUCGAGUUCAUAUUUCUUCCUCAAAGAAGACUAUUCAAGAAA
This is a messenger RNA of Erythranthe guttata (spotted monkey flower), 1208 nucleotides long. The record is from RefSeq and is a predicted model, not a curated record. NCBI's taxonomy places the organism in Eukaryota, Viridiplantae, Streptophyta, Magnoliopsida, Lamiales, Phrymaceae.